UUGCAGAAACAGCCAAUGGGCGUCCGGGAGGCGGGGCAGCCGUGGGAGCUGCGGCGGGAACUGUCGCGAAUCCUGUGGAGGGUUACGCUCUGGAUCCAUGGAGCCAGCCCAGGGGCCGAGUACAGAUCUUGCUAAGUCCAUCAAACCUAUUGAUGGGAGAUCGGUCCAUCAGAUUUGUUCUGGACAAGUGGUGCUGAGUCUAAGCUCUGCUGUGAAAGAGUUGGUAGAAAAUAGUGUGGAUGCCGGUGCCACUAAUAUUGAUCUGAGGCUUAAAGACUAUGGGGUGGAUCUCAUUGAAGUUUCAGACAAUGGAUGCGGGGUAGAAGAAGAAAACUUUGAAGGCUUAACUCUGAAACAUCACACUUCUAAGAUUCAAGAGUUUGCUGACCUAACUCAGGUUGAAACUUUUGGCUUUCGGGGGGAAGCUCUGAGCUCGCUUUGUGCACUGAGUGAUGUCACUAUUUCCACUUGCCACUCUUCUGCGAAGGUUGGGACUCGACUGGUGUUUGAUCACAAUGGGAAAAUCAUCCAGAAAAGCCCCUGCCCACGGCCCAGAGGAACGACGGUCAGCGUGCACCAGUUAUUUUAUAGGCUGCCUGUGCGCCACAAGGAGUUUCAAAGGAAUAUUAAAAAGGAGUACGCCAAAAUGGUCCAGGUCUUCCAUGCGUACUGUAUCAUUUCAGUAGGCAUCCGUGUAAGUUGCACCAAUCAGGUUGGACAAGGAAAACGACAGCUUGUGGUUGGCACGAGCGGAAGCUCCAGCAUAAAGGAAAACAUUGGCUCUGUGUUUGGGCAGAAACAGUUGCAAAGCCUCAUUCCUUUUGUUCAGCUGCCCCCUAGUGACAGUGUCUGUGAAGAGUUCGGGCUGAGCUGCUCUGAUUCUCUUCAUAAUCUGUUUCGUAUCUCAGGUUUCAUUUCUCAUUGUACUCAUGGUGUUGGAAGGAGUUCAACAGACAGACAGUUUUUUUUUAUCAAUCGACGGCCUUGUGACCCAGCAAAGGUUUCCAGGCUUGUAAACGAGGUCUAUCAUAUGUAUAAUCGACAUCAAUACCCAUUUGUUGUUCUUAACAUUUCUGUUGAUUCAGAAUGUGUUGAUAUAAAUGUUACUCCGGAUAAAAGGCAAAUUUUACUACAAGAGGAGAAACUUUUGUUGGCAGUUUUAAAGACGUCUUUGAUGGGAAUGUUCGAUAACGAUGCCAACAAACUUAAUGUCAGUCAGCAGCCGCUGUUAGAUGUUGAAGGUAAGAAAAGUACAGGUCACUUCAUAAAAAUGCCUUUGGCAGAAGUGGAAAAGCCUCUGCCAGAGAAGGAGGGGAAUCCCUCUUCAUUCAGGACUCGAGGAGAAGAGAAAAGGGCUGUGACCAUUUCGAGACUGAGAGAGGCCUUUUCUCUGCAUCACACAGCAGAGAACAAGCCUCGGGGCCUGAAGUCUGCUGAGCUGAGAUGGGUUUCCCCGAGACAGAAAAGCGGCGUGCUGCCUCCCAGCCCUUCAGACCCCCUCCGCCCCGAGAAGCCCACCUUUGGCCCAGGCUCGUCGGGCCAUCCAGAAGAGGUAGUGAGGUCGGAUGAGGGCAGAGUGGAGGUGGAGAAGGAUUCGGGGUACAGCAGCACUCCAGCCAGCUCAGAGGAAGGGUUGAGCACCCCAGAAGUGGGCACUCACUCCAACAGUGACUGUGCAGCAAGCUCCCCAGAAGACAGGUUUUCACAAGAAAUCGUGGAGUCUCGUGAGAAGUUACCUGAAACUGACCACCGUUUCUCAGACACAAAAUGUGGUGUAGACCAAGAAGAUAAUAGAGGACAUACAGUUAGAGUUUUGCCCCAGCCAACUGAUCUCUCCGCCUCAAAAAGCAAGCGUUUUAAAAAAGAAGGAAUGCCUUUAAAUUCUGACAUCCCUCAAGAGUGGGUUAACACUCAGAAUGGGGCAGUGUCUCAGGUUGACAUCGCUAUUAAAAUUAAUAGGAAAAUAGUGCCCCUUGACUUUUCUAUGAGUUCUUUGGAGAAACGAAUAAAGCAGUUACGGCACCAAGAACAGCAAAGAGAAGGGGAACAGAAGUAUAGGAAGUUCAGGGCAAAGAUUUGCCCAGGAGAAAAUCAGGCAGCAGAAGAUGAACUAAGAAAAGAGAUAAGUAAAACGAUGUUUGCAGACAUGGAAAUCAUUGGCCAGUUUAACUUGGGAUUUAUAAUCACUAAACUGGACGCGGAUAUCUUCAUAGUGGACCAGCACGCCACGGACGAGAAGUACAACUUCGAGAUGUUACAGCAGCACACUGUUCUCCAGGGGCAGAGGCUUAUUGCACCUCAGACUCUAAACUUAACUGCCGUCAAUGAAGCUGUUCUGAUAGAAAAUCUGGAAAUAUUCAGAAAGAAUGGCUUUGAUUUUAUUAUCGAUGAAAGUGCUCCAGUCACUGAAAGGGCUAAAUUGAUUUCCUUGCCAACGAGUAAAAGCUGGACCUUUGGACCCCAGGACAUAGAUGAACUGAUCUUUAUGCUAAGUGACAGCCCUGGGGUUAUGUGCCGGCCUUCCCGCGUCAGGCAGAUGUUCGCCUCCAGAGCCUGUCGAAAGUCUGUGAUGAUCGGAACUGCUCUUAACACAAGUGAGAUGAAGAAACUCAUCACCCAUAUGGGUGAGAUGGACCAUCCCUGGAACUGUCCUCACGGAAGGCCGACCAUGAGACACAUUGCUAAUCUGGAUAUCAUUUCUCAAAACUGACAUUUCUCACGUUACAGAACUAUAAUUUUUAUUGCAGAUUUUUCUGUUUCGAAAGGGCAAGAUUUUAGCGUUUUUGUUUGUUUCAACAUUAACCUGCUGCUUAAAAAAAAAAAAAAAUUCCCAGAGCCAUUUAGAAGUGGUCUUUACAACCUUCUUGAACCAGAGGGAGCAUUGCUUGCAGUGUUUCUUGUUCUGCAUUUGAGUGUGUGUGUGUGUGUGUGUGUGUGUGUGUGUGUGUGUGUAUGUGUAUAGAGGCAAGAGCAGAUUUUAUAAAAAUAGGAAGAACACUUUGGAAGUUACUCGGGCUGCUGCUCUGGCCCAGCAUAUUUUAGGCUGCAAGUCUAAGUCCAUAACGAUGAUUAAAUUCAUAAUGUUUCAUUUCAUAAAUUUAAAAUAUGGUUCUUUAGUGUUAGUGGUUCAAAACCCUGAUACACAUUAAAUGUAAAGAAAAGGAAUAAUCCAGAAAAUCCAAUGGGGAUUCUCUGCCUGGCUGGAAGGAAACGACCAGUGUGCUGGGGUCACAACUUUAAACGUUCCCCGGGGCAGCCAGGGCGGCAAGGCGCUAUUGUAGGCAAGGGGAAAUAAAAGGUUUAGAUUUGUCUGUAACUGU
Molecule: messenger RNA, 3320 nt
Organism: Rhinolophus ferrumequinum (greater horseshoe bat)
Lineage: Eukaryota; Metazoa; Chordata; Mammalia; Chiroptera; Rhinolophidae
Gene: PMS2
Product: PMS1 homolog 2, mismatch repair system component
Exons: 15
Coding region: 98-2710 (870 amino acids)
Biological process (GO): mismatch repair
Cellular component (GO): MutLalpha complex
Molecular function (GO): ATP binding; ATP hydrolysis activity; ATP-dependent DNA damage sensor activity
Source: RefSeq, a predicted model, not a curated record